AUGACUAAGCCGCCGUCCCAACCCGAGAACAUGGACCCGGAGAAAAACGAGGCCAUCGUAAGGGUUUCGGCCGAAACUCACGAACAUAUCAAAGGCUCUAAGCUAGUUUCGAUACUAGUAGCUGUCACUUUAGCGUACUUUUUAGCUAUGUUAGACACUUCUAUCGUAGCUACUGCCAUACCUAGAAUAACAACAGAGUUCCACUCACUCUCGGACAUUGGGUGGUAUGGCAGCGCCUACCAGCUGGCCAGCUGCGCGCUGCAGCCCCUGAGCGGGAGGAUAUACACGAACUUCAGCACCAAGUGGACGUUCCUUGCAUUCUUCCUAGUCUUCGAAAUCGGCUCCGUCAUCUGCGGCGCUGCCAAGUCCUCAGCCAUGUUCACCAUCGGCCGGGCUUUCGCAGGCAUGGGCGCCUCUGGGAUCUUGAACGGCUCCUUGACGAUCUGGACGGCUUCAGUGCCGGCGGAAAGGCUGCCCGUUUUGCAGAGCACGCUUGUUGCCAUAGGUCAACUAGGUGUCGCUCUUGGACCCCUGCUGGGCGGUGCGCUUACGCAGUUUACUACUUGGCGAUGGUGCUUUUAUAUCAACCUCCCUGUCGGCGCCGUUGUUGGGGCUCUCCUUCCAUUAAUCCGCAUCCCGGAGAUGACGGAAAAGCAGGGGUUGAAUAUAAUCCGCAACGGCAGCCUAAUCCGCAUCCUCGACCUCGUUGGUUUCGCCAUCUUCGCCCCAGCAGCCGUAAUGUUCUUCCUCGCUCUAGAAUUCGGCGGGAAUCGGUACGCGUGGGAUAGUUCGCAAGUCAUCGGCCUGCUGUGCGGGGCAGUUGUCACGUUUGCCGUCUUCUUGGCAUGGGAGUGGAAAAAGGGGUCCGAGGCUAUGAUCCCAUUCGCGUUACUAAGAGUGCGGAUCCAGUGCUGCGCUUCGUUGCUUAUGUUUGCGUUCUUGGGUAUGAUGUUCGUAGUUGCAUAUUACCUGCCAAUCUACCUCCAGGCUGUGAAGGGCGACUCCCCGUUCAUGAGUGGGGUGCAUAACUUACCGACGAUUUUGAGCCAAGUUGUUAUGGUUCUUGUUGGGGGAUUUGUGGUACAGAGGAUAAGAUACUAUCUUCCGUCAGUCCUAUUAGGUACCACGUUGGCCUCCGUUGGUUCAGGUCUACUCUCCACUCUACAAAUAUCAACAUCAGUAGGGAGAUGGGUAGGAUAUCAAGUUAUCUACGGUCUUGGUGUGGGAAUGGUGGUGCAAAUGCCCUUCAUAGCAAUCCAAACCUUAAUCCCAAGGCCAAAUAUUCCCUCCGCCUUAGCAAUUCUCAUAUUCACGCAAUAUUUCGGCGCGGCAUUAUUCGUAACAACCGCACAGAGUAUUUUCAAUAAUAGUAUGAGAACGGUGCUUUCCGAAACCGCGCCGGGGGUCGACAUUGAAAAGAUCAUGACUGGCGGUGCCACAGCUGUACGAUCCUUGGUUUCCGGUCAGCAACUUCAUGAGGUAUUAGCUGCUUAUGCUAUAAGUGUGGAUCGCGUCAUGUAUCUUGCAGCUUCUUUGGGGGUAGUCGCGUUUAGCUUUGGGUGCGGACUUGGGCGGAAAGAUAUAAGAAAAGGGAGACGUUAGGUUACACAAAAAGAUGCGGAAGACGGGUGAUGAGGAACAGAUAUCACCGGUGACUAAAUGAUAGUAUUAUUUACUAUGAAGAAUACCAUAUAAAUUCGCUAUGAAGAG
Messenger RNA from Annulohypoxylon maeteangense, 1710 nucleotides. RefSeq names its product putative MFS transporter. Gene Ontology annotation, molecular function: transmembrane transporter activity. The record is from RefSeq and is a predicted model, not a curated record. The coding region runs from base 1 to 1602 and encodes 533 amino acids. The transcript has 6 exons. NCBI's taxonomy places the organism in Eukaryota, Fungi, Ascomycota, Sordariomycetes, Xylariales, Hypoxylaceae. Gene Ontology annotation, biological process: transmembrane transport.